Molecule: messenger RNA, 2007 nt
Organism: Pedinophyceae sp. YPF-701
Lineage: Eukaryota; Viridiplantae; Chlorophyta; Pedinophyceae
Source: the annotation of a GenBank genome assembly
AUGGGACCUUCCGUGGCAGCGGGCCGCGCGCUCGCCACGGGAGCCCUCGGCGACCGCACGAACAGCCUGACGAAUGGCUCAGUUCCGCUCCCCGCGAAGGCCGCGCCGGUAGCGAGCACGCCCGGCCUCAUUCGUCCGCCGCAGCUGCGCCGUGACAGGAAGGUCGUCAUCCCGGACAUCCAGCUGUUCCCCGCUGUCCGCACGCGCCGCCGCGACCGUGCCAUCCACAGAGCAGGGUCGGGGCGCGUCACUUCUACCCGGAAAAUCGAGGUCCAGGUCCUGCCGGCUGACGAGGUGGCCAGGCUGUAUCCCGCUGCGGCCAAGCGCUUCGGGUACGAGGCCGCGAACGCGACGACGGGCGAGCAGCAGCUGGAGCACGGCGUGUUCCGCGAGUCGCGACGCACCGCCGGGCAGCUCGCGCGCGUCGAUGCUGCGGAGCUCGAGGCAGCGCAGCAGGCAGUGUGCGGGCCCGAGGGCGGCGUCUUCGUGUUCUUCCGCCGCGGACAGCCGCAGACGCAGCACCACCAGAACGAUGACCGCCUCGAACACCCCCACAGCGUCGACGACUACGCUCACCCGGCCCCCCAGGGCCGCGAGAGCUUCCUGCCGCCCUCGGCCGUCCCGGCGCGUGGCGAGCGCGGCGCCGCGCACCCGUGGGAGGCGAACCCGAACUCCCCCUGGUGGGCGGGGGAGUGUCCUGACCCGGCGCAGGCCCCCGCGCCCGUCAGCCGCGACGUGCCGCCGCCGCGCCACGCCAAAAACCUUCUCGAGCGCGUCAUCUCCGAGGCGUACGAGCCGGCGCGCGCGCACGGGCCGCAGCAGCACGCGCACGCCUCUCCGCAGCACAUCGUGCCGGCGACGCCGCACGACGGCGAGCCGCACGUUGCGAAUGCGUGCACGCAGAUGACACCGGCGGAGGAGCAGCCGGCGACCCCGCUUGCGACGCCGCCCCAACUGACGCGGGAGGAGACCCCCCCCGUGCCUGACACCGUGCUCGCGGUGCGGUCGCCGCGCGUGCGCUCGCCGACACCGCCCAGCGCGGCGGCCACGGAGUUCGAGUUCGGCGUGGUGCGCGAGCGCCGGAGCGGCGGGGCGGUGGACGUGGUGGCAGCUCCGCAGGAGGGGGGUGUCCAGACGAGUCCCCCCGCGCAGACGCACGACGCCGCGGUCGGCGGCACGCCGCGCGAGGAGUCCGAGGAGCAGCACGGCGUGGACGUCGCCUGCGGCGACGACGGCGGGUUCCAGGACGACGGCGACGACGACUUCGGGGCGCCGCCCGACGGCGGCUCCGAGGAGGCGAGCAUCGGCGGCGACGUCCCGAUGGCGAGCCCUGGCCCAGCGUUCGACGACGGGCCGAUGGCGGAGUUCGGUGGGUUCGGCGACGCGGAGGACGAGGGCACGCUGUGCGAGCGCGGGCCGUCGACGCCGCGGCUGGAGACGGCAGCGCGCCCGCAGCGGCCGCGGGGCCCGCCGCACCAGCGAGAGCGCCGCGCCGCGCUGGCCCGCAAGUCGAUCCUCGUGCCGACGCUUGGCAUGGCGGAGGUCGCGGUGCCCACGCCGAACAAGGUCAACGAGGUGGCGGUGCGGCGGUCGGCGCGGGACCGCGUGGCGCCGCUCGAGUGGUGGCGCGGGACGCACCAGGAGGUGACACGCUCGGAGCACAGGACGCUGACGACGAUCAGGACGCCGAAGGCCGCGCACAAGCCCACGCGGGCGUGGCCGGCGCCGUCCCCGGUGGGGGACCUCCCAGCCGACGCACCGACUCCGGCCGGGGUGUCCAAGGGAGGGGGGGGCGGCGAGGCGUCGCCGGCGCCGUCGUCGCUGGCGUCGCCUGCGCCAGCGCCGAAGCGGUCGCGGGUCGGCGCGGAGGGCGGGGCGAAGAAGCGCGGGGGGGUUAGGAAGAAGGGGGCGGGGAGGUCGUCGUCUGGGGCGACGGAGGACGGGGGGGUGAAGAAGGGCACGCGGCGUCCGCGGACGAAGGUGGUGCGGAAGAGGGCGGCGUCGUGA